Thlaspi arvense is the source of this 186-nucleotide messenger RNA. The record is from the annotation of a GenBank genome assembly. Lineage: Eukaryota; Viridiplantae; Streptophyta; Magnoliopsida; Brassicales; Brassicaceae.
AUGGUUUCGAUAGCCAAAAGCAUAAAGCUGAAAAAAGAUUUGAGUGAGAUGGAAGCCAAGAUUCUUGAGAUGAAGAGGCAACAUGUGGCUAUGAAAGAGACAACCUACAAAGAUAUAUGUAGGAUGGAGUCAUGUGCAAGAGAUCUUGGCGUAGAGCUUGAAGAUAUGGAGUUUGAGUUUGAGUGA